This is a messenger RNA of Colletotrichum gloeosporioides, 2280 nucleotides long. Its product is annotated as Tyrosinase. The coding region runs from base 1 to 2280 and encodes 759 amino acids. The transcript is spliced from 6 exons. The record is from RefSeq and is a predicted model, not a curated record. Gene Ontology annotation, molecular function: oxidoreductase activity. NCBI's taxonomy places the organism in Eukaryota, Fungi, Ascomycota, Sordariomycetes, Glomerellales, Glomerellaceae.
AUGUCUGUUGACGUGAAUGCCCUCAAAGUUGCCCAAGAUAAAGGUCUUACUGUCGGCGUGAUCCCGAGAUCAACAGAAAGACCGCUUCGGCUCGAGAUCGACGACUUCAUACAGGAUGUUGAGCUUGCGAAUCUUUACUUUCUUGCUUUGGAAGCUUUCAUGAGCAAAAGCAUUUCUGAAACUCUCUUCUCGUACUAUGAGAUCUCUGGCAUCCAUGGCCAGCCUUGGCGAGCUUGGGAUCGGGUUGGCUCUGUGAACUUUGGCUCAGCACCUGGUCGGACAGAUUCUCAAAAGGGAUACUGCUCGCAUGGCUCAGUUAUCUUUCCAACAUGGCAUCGCGUGUAUCUGGCACAAUUUGAGCAAGCUCUUUACCUUCACGCCGCUGAGAUCGCGCCUCGACUGCGAGCACAGGGGGCUCUCGAUCGGUUUCGGAUUCCUUACUUUGAUCCCUUCCUCCCGCGCCAGAAGGCCAGUGGUGGAGAUGUUUACACCUACGGCAUCCCGAUAAUCUUCACGCUGCCGCAGAUUCAAGUCCGACGGCCCGAGAAUCCAACUAGAUGGGUACCCAUGACAAAUCCCCUUUACCAGUUCAACUUUCCUGUAGAUAAGAAAGGAGGUUUCGACUGGUCAAUCUACAGCCGAAUCCCAGCUGCAAGAGAGCGCACCAUCCGCGGUUUGAACGCGAAUACUCAAUCAGCUGACCACAGCUAUGUGAUCAGGGCAUUCGAUAAUGUGUACAACCCCGCCAACGGCCUCUCCAGCCAGACGCCCGCUGGUAUCUGGCGCGUUAUGUUUGACAGGCAGAGCUGGGUACAAAUGUCAAACCACUAUGAUCCAAGAGUUCGAGAUCCGAAUGACGUCGUCUACAACGCAAACUCCUUGGAAGGGUUCCACGACAAUAUUCACGGUCAGAUAGCUACAGGUCCUCGCAACGCAAGUGGACAUAUGGGAACCCCUGCGUUCGCUGGCUUUGACCCCAGCUUCUGGCUUCAUCAUUGCAAUGUCGACCGUCUUCUCGCCAUAUGGCAGGGCAUCCAUUCCCGCGAUGCUGAGUCCGUCUCGUGGUGGACGUCUCUGGAAGUCCCAGAAGGCAAUUUUGUAGAGCCUGGUAGUCUCCCAGAAACUCCCCGAACUCCUCUGGCUCCUUUCCGCAAAGGCCUCACAGCCGACGCGAAACCCAUAUGGUGGACUUCCAAUGACUGUCGAAAUCAUUUGGAUCUUGGAUACGACUAUCCACAGACAGCUGCAGCACGCAAAUCGUCUGACCCAGUCAGAUCCCUGACAGCCUGGGCAAACACCCAGCUGGGAUGGCUGGCUCCGAGAAACCCCCAGCCGGCAGACGAAGGGGCACGUACGCAGCUCAAGCGUCAAAUCGUUCAACCAAUUCCGUCCUUCCCAGCCAAGGUCUUGAUCGAUGGGACCACGGCGUUGAGGGCCGGACAAGCCUUCAUAGGAUCCAUGGCCGCUUCUCCUCGAGAAACAGCAGUCACUCCCGCAGUUGUCGCCAAGUCACUAUCACGACCUCGGAGAAUCCUCGCAAGGGCAACAACGAUAGCCAAGUCGAUGUCGCCCAAGAAGCUCGUGAGGCCAGAAAAGCCAACAACUCCCGUCCGAGAGUUCCUCCCCUCUAAAUUCACGCCUCAGCAACUCAAGCAAAAUGUAAUCUCGUCUGCACUCCCGGCGCAGCAUAUUGGCUACAAGCACUGCUAUGGUCACCUUGGCGAUUUAGUCACCAAUCACAAGAUGACACAGUGGAACGUUACGUUCAGCGUUGACAAAUUCUGCCUCGACGGGUCCUUUAUGAUAUACUUCUUUCUCGGAGACUUCAGUCCGCGGCUAGAGGACUGGGUCCUUGAGCCACACCUUGCGGGCUCCAGCGGGAUCUUCGCCAGCGCAAGAGCCGCAAUUGACGAUGGUGGCUGUGCUAAUUGCGCAAAACAAGAAGCUUCUGGUUUCAAGUAUAUGGACACCGUCGCUUUGACACCAGCUCUGUUGACGUACUGGGACAGUCAGCAAGAGUUGUACGAUUGUCGUAUCGAUGAUUUGACCCCGGAAAUGGUGGUUCCAUUCUUAGUUCGCAAUCUCCAUUGGAGAGUCGUCAACAUGCGCGGAGAGCAAGUUUCCAGAGAAACGAUUCCAUCCCUCAGAGUCAUGGCCUAUUCUGAAACUGUGACUUUGCCUCACGACGUCGCGGAUAUGCCCUUAUUUGAAGACCGAUCUGUUCAUUAUGAAGUCACCAAUGGUAGACCUGGUGGCCUGAACGAUGGUGAGGACCUGUAG